AUGCGAGGCCAUACCGACUGGAUAAGUGGUGUUGUUCACUUGCCUAGCAGACGACACAUCAUCACAUGUUCGUUGGACGGCUCACUCCGAUUAUGGAGCUCAAACAGCGGCGAACAGGUAGGCGAGGACUGGCGGGACGGAAAUGAUGCAGUGCGGUCCAUAGCAUUGUCUCCAAGUGGAAUGACAAUUGCAAGCGGAAGUGAAGACGGAAAAGUGAGGCUGUGGAAAGUCGAGACGAAGAAGGUCAUUGCAAAAUGGACAGGACAUACUAAUGCUGUGUGUGCAUUGUGCUGGAGUGCAGAUGGUAAGCGACUAGCGAGUGGAUCCUGGGAUGGGACGGCAAGAGUCUGGGAUAACAACGGCAAAACUGUCCUGACAAUCAAGACCGGGCAUGAUUGGGUGUAUGCGGUGAUAUACUCACCUGAUGAUUCAAAAUUUGCGACGAGUGGUUAUAAAGAGAAUGCUGUACAUGUCUGGGAUGCCAAGACAGGUGAGCGACUCAAAAUACUUGAACAUAGCUGGGCUUUUGGCUUGGCAUGGACGUCAGAUGGAAGCAAGCUUCUGUCUGCUUCAUACGGCCCGAUUAGGAUAUUCGACACUGCCACUUGGCAGCAGAUCGCCAUGCUUGAAGGUCACACCGAUGCUGUCUUCGCCCUCUCUUUCAAUCAGGACACCCGUCUCCUUGCAAGUGCAUCAUGGGAUAAAACAGUGCGCCUAUGGAAUCCCCAGACCAACUCCCCGAUUGGACCACCCCUCCGCCACAAAUGGGGUUUACGCUAUGCAGCUCUUUCCCCUGAUGGAAAGACGCUAGUCACUGCUUGCGAAAACAAGAAUGUGUACUCAUGGGACGUUCAUGCCAUCCUCCAAAAAGCUGGCCUUGGAAACUUACUUUCCAUUGAUACAAAUCUUGCAUCCGAGUCAUCUCAAGAUAAUUCAGGAUCACAGCACAUACCUCGCUCGUCGCUCAAUGACAACUCAUUGUUGGAAGCUGAUGCUACGGGUUGUCCUGGCCAAUCUAGUGGUGAUGAUGAGCUCUCACCAACGUUUUUUGCCAGCAUGGAAGCCAAUACUCAUUCCUUACAAAUGGGUGGUGCAUGCCCCCAUUCCUCUGCAAAUGUGUUCCUUGCUAGCCUUUCUUCAUUCUACCACCGCUUUCGAACCAAAAAUGGUGAAGCGACCGAACCUACACAAUCCUCAAGUCCUUCCAUUCCCGCACACUCUUCGCUCCAACCAUCCACACCUUCACGGUUAGAUCUACUGGCUCGCUUUUCCUCAUUUUUGUCUCGACCUCGACUUGGCACUGACAGAGAAGCAGAACCUCAUCCGACAACACCUUUCAGUUUGCAUCUAGAUACACUCUCCAACCGGCUGUUCUCACUGUCCCGCUCUCAACCCCACACCAAUGGGGAAAUUGAACUCUCACAACGCCCAAAUCAUCCUCGUGUUGUCGAAGUGGCUGCAGUGCGUGACAAGAAGCCUUUGGUUGUUGCUCGGGGGCCAAAAUUUAUGAAAGCAAAACGAGCGUAUGAUGAACAACAAACGCGGUUGCAUGUCCAAGUCCCAGCAGUCGUCAUCACAGACUCAGCCUGCCGAUGCCUCAACAUCCGGGACACCUUCUGCUCCAGGUAUACCACCCACACAACCACCAUCCAUUCCAUGGUGGGCUCUGAUCGUACUAUUUCUCUGCUGUGCAUCUCCACCACAAAAUCAUGGUAA
Molecule: messenger RNA, 1716 nt
Organism: Suillus bovinus
Lineage: Eukaryota; Fungi; Basidiomycota; Agaricomycetes; Boletales; Suillaceae
Product: WD40-repeat-containing domain protein
Exons: 6
Coding region: 1-1716 (571 amino acids)
Molecular function (GO): protein binding
Source: RefSeq, a predicted model, not a curated record